Mesorhabditis belari is the source of this 2451-nucleotide messenger RNA. Lineage: Eukaryota; Metazoa; Nematoda; Chromadorea; Rhabditida; Rhabditidae. The record is from the annotation of a GenBank genome assembly.
AUGGAAGAAGGUACUUCUUUAUUUGAGGCAAGACUUGCGCAUGACUUAACGAUAAGCUUGGAGCCAUCAGAAGUGAUCACAUGCAUCAGCGGGAGUGCUACAGAGGUGUUUGUAGGCUCGUCACUUGGUCGAAUAUUCCAUUUUCGAAUCAGUGAAAAGGAAGGAAAUCGACAAAUGAGACCCAUCCAAAUGAUUCGAUUGCCAAUUAAAACCCCGAUAGCAUCGCUUGAUUAUGCCUCGGCUUUAGAGCUUUUAAUGGCAAUUGCUAACUCGACUCUCUACGAGAUUUCUCUGGAAACAAAAGAGAUCAUCAAUCACAAAUCAGAAGUGAUCUCCUUUUCCAUCAACAACUCUCCCACAAAUGAUAAUCCAUUUGUUCUCCAGUUCGCGCUGGGAACUUUGGGCAAAAAGAUCCUGUUAAUGGAAAAGAACAACUACCAAAAUGAGGCAAUUCAAAGGAUAACUUGUCCCGGAUUAGUCUUAUCGUUGGCAUACAACAAACAUAGUAUUUGUUAUUCGUCUGGAAGUGAAUAUUUUGUGUACGAUAUUCAACGAAGAGUGGCUAUUCCUUUAUUUCCAUUUGAUGCACAGCUCUUGCGGAGACCACUUGUCUCAGUAGUUGAUCAAUCGGAAUAUCUCUUGGUUGGAAUGGAUGGUUUGUGUAUUUUCGUCUCUCCAUCAGGUGCCAGUACUCGUCCUCCAUUCCACAUUCCAUCACCGCCAAUCAGAAAUUUCCUCUUCUCGCAACAAUUUAUUUAUGUUUGCACUGAUGGAAAGAUCUAUGGCAUUUCAAACAACAAUCUACGAAUUGAGCAAGUGAUAGAGAUUGACGGAGUUCGAACGAUUGCCAACUUGGAUGGAAGAAUAUUUGGCGGAUCAAACACUGGAAUUUACGUUGUGGAACCGAUAUCCUGGGAAUCACAGGUGGAAACUCUCCUCGAAAAGGGCAAAACGAAUGAAGCACUGAAAACCGCGGAAGAAAGGGUUAAGAACAAUUUCUCUGAUGAAGGAUUUCUGAAGCUAAAUGAUCUCCGGCAGAAAAUUGGCUUUCAAUGUUUCUUUGAGGGAAAUUUCGAGAAAGCCAAUGAGCUCUUCAACGAAGGAGAACUUGAUCCAUUUGAACUGAUUCAAUUGAUCCCAGAGCUGAACAAUGAUUUCCGUGCUACUCAUCUGCACAAUUAUUCUUCAAUCAAAGAUGUGCAAAACGCAGAUCAAGAUUCGAUCAUUGACUUCAUCAAGAAAUAUUUAGUUUCUAAGCAACGAGAAGAACAAAAAAAGCUCAUCGAAACGACUCUUCUUGAAUUAAACAUCUUAGAGGGAAAAGUCGAUAAAAUCAAGAAUUACGAUCAACUGGAUCUUGAAAAGCUGGAAAUUUUCUUGAAUUAUCACGAGAAACACAAUUUAAGAGCACAUGUAUUGUUUCAGAUGAAAAAUGAUGAAAAGGCUUUCAAAAUCUGGCAAGAUCUCCAUGCGGGAAGACUUGAGGAGACGAGCUUUAAUCUGGAUGUGAUUGUACACCAUUUGCAAAGAACCGAAAACCCGAAAGCUUUUGCGAAAACUCUCGAUUGGUUAUGCAAUGUGGAUUCAUCAAGAAUUAAAGAGAUUUUGAAUCGAUAUCGAUGCAUCUGUGAACCAAAUGAGAUCUUAAAAGCCUUGGAACAGAACAAAGAUUUACUCAUCUGGUAUUUGGAGGGACUACGAGGGAAUGGAGAUUUCAACUGGGAUACAACUUUGGCCAUUCAUUAUGUGGAAAUGAUAGAGAAUGAUAAAGCAACGGAUCCAAAUACGCAUUCGAAAUUGAGGGAGAUUCUGUUGAAGUCAAAACAGUUAGACCGAGGAGAGAUUGGGGAAAAAUUGGACAAUUUGGCAAAGCUGGAAGUUGAAAAGAUUCUUCUGGAAGCAAGGAUGAACCCUGAACAAGCCGUAUUAUCUUUGAUUCAAAAGCGAGAGCUCAAUGUAGCUGAGAUGGUUUGCACAGAAUUUGGACACGAGAAUCCCCAACUUGGGACGAUUUUGCUAAAAGAAUUCUUGGCAAAUCCAAAUAGCGCCUUCAGCACAGACAGCAUUGGUCGUCUCUUGAACAAAAUGGCUGGAUAUGCAAAUCCGGAAGAGAUCGUCAAGCAGUUGCCACCUGGAACAACGUUAAAUGAGAUCAGUGGCUUCUUGUCGAGAUCCCUUUCAUUUGUUGAUGGGAGAAGAGCGGCAGCUGAUAUGGGAGCUUAUUUUGCGACGAUUCGAGUUACUAAAGAAGGACAACCAAACGCCAAUUUCAAACAGAAACCUGUCUUGAUGGACGAAGACUCAACGUGUGCAGUCUGCAAAAGAUCAGUUUCCCUUAUUGAAAAGCUGAAAAUCUUGUCGACAGGUUUUGUCAUUCAUGCAGAUUGUAUGCCCCAUCCGCACCUCUGUCCUGUAACUAAUCAAAUUUUCCCUGAACAAAUGUUUGAGCCA